Messenger RNA from Miscanthus lutarioriparius, 1305 nucleotides. Lineage: Eukaryota; Viridiplantae; Streptophyta; Magnoliopsida; Poales; Poaceae. The record is from the annotation of a GenBank genome assembly.
AUGCCCCGCCGCAACGCCGUCUCGUGGUCCGCCGCCAUCGCGGGGCUCACGCAGGGGGGCCGGCCCCGCGACGCGCUCGCGCUAUUCCGCCGGAUGCGCCUCGCCGGGUGCCCGCCCAACGAGUUCGCACUGGCGAGCGCGCUCAGCGCGAGCUCGCUCGCACCCGCAGGCGCCGGGUGCGCGCCGCAGCUCUACGCGCUCUCGGUGCGGCUUGGCUUCGGCUCCAGCGUCUUCCUGACGAACGCGUUCCUCGCUGCCAUGGCCCGUCACGGUCAGCUCGAGGACGCGGUGCGGCUGUUCGACGGCUCUUCCAUCCGGGACAUCGUCUCUUGGAACACGCUGCUCGCGGGGUUCGCGCGCCACUGGAGCGUGCAGGGUUGGAUCCUGUGGCGAAGGAUGGCCAGGGAAGCUGUUGGCGCCGACGGGUUCUCGUUCAGCACAGUCCUUUCUGGACUGGCGGCUAGCGCGAGCUUGGCGAGCGGUCUGCAAGUUCACGCCCAGGUCGUCAAGAGUGGCUUUGGCGAUGAUGUGUAUGUGGGGAACUCCUUGGUGGAGAUGUAUAUGAAGAGCAGAUGCCUAGCAGAUGGCACCAUGGCGUUCGCCGAGAUCCGCGGCAAAGAUGUUGUGUCGUGGACAGGGAUGGCCACUGGCUGCCUACACUGCGGUGAGCCUGCCAAGGCGAUUGGCAUUCUCAGUCAGAUGAUGCUGGACGGAGUCAUGCCCAACAACUACACAUUUGCAACGUCGGCUAAUGUCUGCGCAAGCCUCACCGACCUUGACGAAGGAAGGAAAGUUCACGGGUAUGUGAUCAAGCUGGGAGACGACUCCGACAUUGGCGUCAACAAUGCGCUCAUCGACAUGUAUGCAAAAUGCGGCCAAGGUGGGUUCGUGGACGAAGGUUGGAUUUACUUCAAUGCCAUGGAGGACAAGUUUGGCAUUCAGCCCGGCGAGGACCACUACGCCUGCAUGGUCGAUCUCCUUGGCAAAGCAGGCCAUAUCCAGGAGGCUGAAGAGCUGAUAUCAAGGAUGCCGUUCCAACCUGGCGUUCUGGUCUGGCAGACCUUGCUUGGUGCCUGUCACCGUCAUGGCAACGAGGCUGUUGGCAGGAGGGCUACAGAGCAUGCGCUUGCGCUCGAGAACGAUGACCCGUCGACAUACAUGUUGCUAUGCAACACGCUCGCCGGCCAGCACGAUUGGGACGGCGCAAGAAGGGUGAGAGGGCUCAUGGGAGCAGAAAUCCUGAAGCUGCCCGGGUCUUCAUGGUUUCAGUCCAUGUCUGACAGAAACCGAGCUUGUAUCAGGUGA